CACCGUUUUUCGGUGGGUCCCACGGAACUUCGCAGUGUUUUUCCGAGCAUUUAAUGAGCUUAGAAAAUUCUGAAAAAUUUAUGUACUAACCCCCGUGUUAUGGGCUUCGUGUAGGUAUCCUCGAUUCGCGGAAAUUCGACAGUUGACCGGGUCUGCAAAUUUCGGGCCAGACAGACCCGUUACCGGAAAAGUCUCCGAAUUGGACCGAGGUUUUGGCUAGCCCCCCAUUGUCAGACGUUCCGAGCGCGUUCCCGAAGUCGGAAUCGGCAAAGGAAAAUGCGUAGAAGCAGGAGAGCUGCCACUGCACCAGAACCAGAUGUGCCUGACGAGGUGUCGGCACAGGAUGAGGCGCCUGCCCCGAGGAGGCGGGGUAGGAGGCCUAGAGCUGCUCAAGUAGAGGAGCAGCCACCCCCAGUACAGGAUCAGUCCUUUAUGGAACAGGGUCCCAUGGACCCCAUGGCAGCUACUCUAGCUGGUCUGCAGAGAACCAUCGACAUGAUGGCGCAGUAUAUGGUCCACCCUCCACAGCAGCAGCAGUCCACCGCACCAAGAGAGGAAUCUUACAAACAGAUCAUAAAUUUCAAGAAGUUGGUGCCUGGAACUUAUGAUGUGUCAGACGAUGCAUAUCGGUUUUUAGAUUCCUGA
Hevea brasiliensis (rubber tree) is the source of this 645-nucleotide messenger RNA. RefSeq lists its product as uncharacterized. The record is from RefSeq and is a predicted model, not a curated record. NCBI's taxonomy places the organism in Eukaryota, Viridiplantae, Streptophyta, Magnoliopsida, Malpighiales, Euphorbiaceae. Bases 277 to 645 code for a protein of 122 amino acids. The transcript is spliced from 2 exons.